AAUUUCAAAGUUUUACUACAACCCUAAUGGCUUCUGAAGAAGAGCCAAAAACGAUUCCACUGAAAAUCUUAGUAGACAGAGAAAACAAUAAAGUUGUCGCUGUAGAAUCAACCAAAGACUUCGUUGACACUCUCUUCAGCUUCCUUUCUCUUCCACUCGCCACCAUCAUUCGCCUCUUAACUACAAACAACGAUGAUCAACAACAACAACAACAACAAGAAUCCUCAGAAUCGUCAUCAUUCCUCGGAAGCAUCAAAAACCUCUAUGAAAGCGUACAGACCCUCACUCCAAAUGAUAUUUGGAACCCUGUCUGCAAACAAAUGUUGUUGAAUCCGAAGAAUCCAUGUGAAUCAUUAUGCAAAAAGCUUUUCUUGAACAUUGAUGAUACUGAAUGGUCAAGUAAGAUUUUUGUGUGUGAUGCUUGUAACAAGUUUACAACUUUUCAGAAUCUUGAUUGUACUUGUGGAAAACCCACUAAUAAACAGCCUAAUAGUUUGGAUUCUGAGGGACAGGGGAAUAGUGGUGGUAUUGCUGAUGCUUUAAAUGGGGUUUUUGUUAAGGACAAUGGGUCGUUGUUUUUGGUGUAUGAUGAUUUGAAGAUUGUGCCUAGUUCUUUGGUGAGUUCCAUGCAGAUGUUGAUGGAAUUGGGGUAUUCUGAUUUGAGUCAAUUAGAGGAAGUUACUCACAACAUUGGAAAACAGGAGAUGCUGAACCUCCUCAAGUACACCUUAACCUCUCAUGAGCCUCUGACAAAUACAAUUUUGAAAAGCAGCUCCAAGAACAAAGACAACCCGCCCAACCAGUUUGCAUCAGCAGUCAAAGUAAAAACUUGCACCCGCGACAUUAAAAUGGACGUUAAGCUAGUGCGAAGUAAAUCUCAGAAAAAGAUAAUCUGUGCAGAAGCCAGUGGAAACUUUGUUGACUUCAUGUUUAGCUUCCUUACAAUACCAUUAGGGUCCAUUGUAAAGGUCUUGGAUGGUAACUCUUUUGUUGGAUGUGUUGAUAAUUUGUACAAGAGUGUAGAGAGCUUGGACUCUUCGUGGUGUACAAACUCGCGCUCCAUGUUACUCAAUCCUGGUGUUGCACCACACUUUGGUUGUCCAAACCAGCCCCUCAACAUUCCUCAUGUACAACCACCCCUCACUACAUAUUAUUAUGGUACAGGAACACCAAAGCAAGAGUAUAAUUGUCAUUAUGGUUAUCAAACGGUAGAGUUAACGAUAGAGGGAGGAGUGAUUUCUAAGUCGCAUGGAUUGAUUUAUAAAGCAAAAGCCUUGACUGAAAUGGACCCAAGAUCCCCCAACAAAUCAAAAAAAGAUGUGGUGGGAUUUGUGAAGAGACCGGCAUUAUAUAGUGUAGGAGAUGAUCUAAAAGUAAAACCUUUUUCUGCUAAUUCUUGCCUUUCAUAUUUGAAAGAAUUGAGCUUUCCCCUUGUUGAUCUUGAAGUGAAUGUGAUAAGCAUUGGUGAAGCUGAGGCUUUGAGCCUCCUUGCAGCUUCCUUGACAUCAAAAUUUACACUGACUAGUGGACUGAAAGAAUUUUUUAAUGAGCAAAAACAAGAUUCAAAUUUGACCUCAAAGUGUGUUCAAACUAGUAGGCUUGAUAAAGUUGCAAAGAAGCCUAAACUAGAAGACUGAGUUAUUAUACAGUUGCAGUUUCAUUUCAACCUUUAUUUUGAACAAUAGAUAGAAGAUUUUGUACCUUACUAGUUUUUUGGUUUGUCUGUUCAGUUUUAUGGACUCGGUGGUUAAAUAGUUCAUAAGUACAACUAUAUAAUAGUCAAUAUGAGUAGCACUUUUGUUGGGUGUUAUUGCUAUCAUUCCUCAAGUCGAGGAUUGCUAGGGACAUUCUCUUUUCAACACUCUCUUUAACACUCAUUCUCUUAUUGGAUAAAACUAAUGUAUGACUCACCACUUUAAGUGGAACCCAUUUCCAA
Messenger RNA from Medicago truncatula (barrel medic), 1936 nucleotides. RefSeq lists its product as uncharacterized. Lineage: Eukaryota; Viridiplantae; Streptophyta; Magnoliopsida; Fabales; Fabaceae. The transcript is spliced from 3 exons. The record is from RefSeq and is a predicted model, not a curated record. The coding region runs from base 27 to 1637 and encodes 536 amino acids.